GUCACAACUGUCACUGUCACUUACACGCAUGUCUGUCUGUCAUCUUCCUGUCUUUAAAUAAAUAAUAAUGAAUUAAAUCUAAGAACUAAAUUUACCAAUUAGUCGAGAAUUUUAAAUUAAAAAUGUCUUUCAAGCAAGAUUUAAAGCAGGUUCUUAAACCGUAUUACAUAUUUAACAUAUUAUUAAGUCUGUCCUAUGUAGCUUUGAAAAGAACACCAGGUGUAUGCAAUUAUUUAUUUCCCACUAGUGGUUGUGAAUUUGAGGGGAGAGAAACAGAAAUUUUGUUCUUUCUUAUUAUAGUUAUAGCAAUAAGGACUAGAAAAGCAGGAAGUGUUUCUAUGAUUAAUUAUUUGUCUUCUAGUUUCAUUUAUACCAAAGUGGCGAAUUUGAUUUUAUGGUUCAGUGCGGAUCUUUUUAUGGGAAUUGUCUUUGGAAUAGUAUUCAUUUUAGGAGCAUUGCUAUUUCCUGAGCCUACCUACUCAGGCCCUGACAAGGUGACAUACUUCAGAGGAGUUCAAGGACUGGAUGAAGAAUUACAGAGAGACAAAAAGGUUACAUGGAUUGUUACCUUCUACGCAGUUUGGAAUCCAGCUUGUGUGAACUUUGCACCAGUGAUUUCUAAACUUAGUACUAUAUAUGACAUAGAAAAUCUGAAAUUUGGUAAAGUAGAUAUAGGGAGGUACCCGGAUGCUGGGCAGAAGUACCACGUAAGCGAUAGUAGCAUGAGCAAACAGUUACCUACCGUAAUUUUAUUCCAAGAUGGGAAAGAAGUGAUCAGAAGACCAAUGGCUGAUACUAAAGGAAAACUGAUCAAAUUCUCUUUUACUGAAGAAAACAUUAUCAAUGUUUUUGGUCUCAAAGGGUUAUACGAGAACUGUAAAGAGGAAUUAAAGGUUAAACCUAAAAAGCAACAUUCGGCAUAAGUAGGGUGUAUGGUUUUCAGAUUUAAUAAAAGGUGGUUUGGACUAGGCUAAUGAAAGUGUGGUUCCUCAGUAUGUAUUGCUGAUUCAAUUGCAGUUUAUUGUCAUUAUUAACCAAUUUAUUGUUCAAGUCGCCAUCUUUUUAUUCAGCUUGUAUCUUUCUUUCUUCUUGAAUACUAAUUUCUAUCAGUGAGUUUGUGGAUGAUUAAGAAAUGACAGUCCAAACAUUUAAUAAAGAUUUAUUAAAUCACUGAAUAAUCGUAGAUAUAAAUAUUGAAGUGGUUUUUGAUAUGGCAUUUAUAUAUCUUUUUAUGAAUUUUACCGUGUUGUUAUAUUUUUAUGAUUUGCUAGAUCUGCUGUCUUUAAAGUAACUAUUUAGUAGUUUAUAUAUAUAUUAUGUAUUUGAUGUGCCAUUAAACAAUAAGUCCUUAUGUAAUUGGUUUCCAUGAAACAAAAAUCAUAUAUGGCAUUUUAUGUAACUGCUGUUUUUUUAUUGUUUGUAUUGUUUUUUCUCUUCGUGUCUUUUUUAUUUAACACGUUAAGCCACAGUCGCAUUAACACGAUAAUAUGCUAUUGGCCAAAUUGGGUCGUUAGUAAAAAUUAGCUAUGCACAUGGGGUUUAACGUGUUAAAGAAUUUUUGCUAUGAUUGCUGAUAUUAUAGCGCAAGUUUUAUGUUUUAUAUAAGAACAACCUACAACAUUAUGUAUUUUGUAGUGAUCUUCAUAAAACAGACUGGUCAUGUACACAAAUUUUUUUAUUAAUUUGUUUUAAUAAGUGAUUAUUUCAAGUAUUUUUUCUAAGAGAAUGCUUAUGCCUGAAAGUUAGCUCUAUUUGUUGAUUAUAUUACCCAAAUUUUUUUGUGAUUGUUAGCAAUGUUAAAUAAAAAAAUACAAAUUUGA
This is a messenger RNA of Diabrotica virgifera virgifera (western corn rootworm), 1820 nucleotides long. Its product is annotated as thioredoxin-related transmembrane protein 2 homolog. Gene Ontology annotation, molecular function: disulfide oxidoreductase activity. The record is from RefSeq and is a predicted model, not a curated record. The transcript is spliced from 3 exons. The coding region runs from base 123 to 923 and encodes 266 amino acids. Gene Ontology annotation, cellular component: membrane-bounded organelle. NCBI's taxonomy places the organism in Eukaryota, Metazoa, Arthropoda, Insecta, Coleoptera, Chrysomelidae.